This is a messenger RNA of Alternaria burnsii, 963 nucleotides long. RefSeq lists its product as uncharacterized. The transcript has a single exon. Bases 1 to 963 code for a protein of 320 amino acids. The record is from RefSeq and is a predicted model, not a curated record. Lineage: Eukaryota; Fungi; Ascomycota; Dothideomycetes; Pleosporales; Pleosporaceae.
AUGGCUUCGAAAGCUCCACGCCGUGUUACUGCACGUGAAACAUACUGUCCAUCUCUACCGGCUGAGGUGUGGAUCAACGUCUUCCGCUAUCAUACCGACCUUGCCCACCUUUGGAACGUCGUCCGACGCGUCUCUCCAACACUCCGCGCGUGCGUCGAGCAUGCAUUCGGCGAACACUUCCUCAAGGAAAUACAAAUAGACUUUCAACUCGAAAAGUACAACCUGGGUGGGAAGAGUAAACGGCCGGAGGUGUCUACAAGGCUCGCGCGACGCGGCAAAGGCAAAGAUAAGACUGUAGCUUGGUUCAAAGAUGAGCGACCAGAUAUUGACUCGGAGAAAGGGCAGGGAAAGAAAGAUCGUGAGCACUACCAUAAAGUCACACGUCGAUGGGAAGAGAAUGUGAAGAACUGGAAGGCUGAGAUGCCCAAUUACACAAUCAGCAUUGGGAAUUUGGUGAACGAUACCGAGUUGCCAGGCCUCAGCAUUGAUGUUACAGCCCGCGAGAUCGAAUUCGACUGGAAGAGCAUGCUGCAGCUCUUCUUCCGCGAACGAGAACGACUCCGUGUCUUGAAAGACGAGUGGCAUAUCAAGACGGCGAAGAAGAUGCAAGCCAACAAUGCGCGGCUCAAGAAGGGCGACAAGCUCAUGCCCUCCGAUUACCCACCCCCCUGGUCGACCGCCGAAGCUGAGAUACGGAAGGACAUCAGGCGCGCAAGGCUGAAGGAGCAUUACCGCGACGACGAGCAAAUGGUAUGGGCCAUCGACUCGUUGAAGCAUUUUGAACAAUAUGGGGCAGCGACUGGCAAUACUAAGGAACUCAAGCUCAAUCCGGAUCUGCCAGGCGCUGGACUGGGCGAGAAGUGGUUUGGUAGUGUCAAUUUGGUGCAGGAACUCUACUUGGACGAGUGGAGUUGUAUGCAUAGGAUUGAUACUAAGGUUGAACAUAUUCGGAACGGCACAUGA